Solea solea (common sole) is the source of this 2468-nucleotide messenger RNA. RefSeq names its product cannabinoid receptor interacting protein 1a (gene cnrip1a). The transcript has 3 exons. Gene Ontology annotation, biological process: negative regulation of signaling receptor activity. NCBI's taxonomy places the organism in Eukaryota, Metazoa, Chordata, Actinopteri, Pleuronectiformes, Soleidae. Gene Ontology annotation, cellular component: plasma membrane. The record is from RefSeq and is a predicted model, not a curated record. The coding region runs from base 75 to 563 and encodes 162 amino acids. Gene Ontology annotation, molecular function: type 1 cannabinoid receptor binding.
CAGCUGAAGCAGCGCCGUAGCACAGACGGACACACACACACACAGACAGACAGACAGACGGAGAAGCCGCGACCAUGGACGCCGUGCCCGCGCUCAUCCACAUCUCCAUCUCUCUGAAGAUUCAGCCCAACGACGGAGCGGUUUUCUUUAAGGUUGACGGAAGCCGCUUCGGUCAAACCCGGACCAUCAAACUGCUGACAGGCUCCAAAUAUAAGAUGGAGGUGGUGAUGAAGCCGGGGAGCGUGGAGGCCACCAACAUGAACAUUGGGGGCGUGGUCUUCCCUCUGGAGCAGCAGUCCAGAGACGAUGACUCGGUGGUUUACCACGGUCAGUAUGUCACCGAGGGCGUCCCUCACACCAAGAGCGGAGACAGACAGCCCGUCCAAGUCAGCAUUGAGUUUAACAAAGCAGGGACGUUUGAGACGGUGUGGCAGGCAAAAUACUACAACUACUACAAGAGGGAUCAGAGUCAGUGUGGAAACGAGUUUAGCUGCAUCGAGUAUGAGUGUAAACCCAACGAGACCAGGACCCUGAUGUGGAUCAACAAGGAGACGUUCAACUGAGUCCCAGCCGGCACCAACGUCAACGUCCAAUCACACCUGUGACGUGCUUUAAAGCUGCUCUCUGAACCACCGCGAACACUCAGGAAAACAAAAUGGCCGACAGAGGAAAAGAUGGAGCCAUUUCCUAGAAAAUCACUCUUUUAUGAAACUUAGUGAUGGUAUUCUUGUGUUUGUAUGUGGUACUGACACACAGUGAACACAGUGAACACUGACUGUGCUGUGAGCGCCCCCUGCUGCUGAGAGCCAGCCACACACACACAGAGGAUCACGUUCGGUGGAAACAAAAUGGCUGCCAGCAGAGACACCAGGAAAAACAGUUUUUUAUCCACUGAACAAACGACUCUACGAUCUCUACGUCACAUGAUCACGUCUUUAUCUCACUAUUAAAGUUUGUAAACCACUCACUCUCCCACAAUAAACCUCAUCGAGAAAAUCAGUGCAUCACACACACAGGAGUGGUUGAUCCAUUGCGGCCCCCAUCACUAAGUUCAAAUGUCUUAUUUUGUCCAUUCGGCUUUAAAAAUAUAUCAUUUAGACUUACCUCAGUGACACAAAGUGACCACACGAGGCAACAGAGAACCAGCAGCUCCUAUGAAGUUUGGUGUGGGAGAGUGAGUUUUUACGUUUAGAUUUUAUUGGCGGAGACUUUUUGUUAAAUGGAUAAAAAUCUGUUUUUCCUUGUGUCUCAGGAUAGUUCUCAGCAGCAGGGGGCGCUCACAGCACAGUCAGCUCUGACUGUAUUUUAGUUCCUCACAAUGUUUCAGAGUGUAGCUUUGAAGCUGGAGCACAGAACAAAGACUACGUUAGAAGAAGAAGUCCAGAGCUGCGUCUCGGUUCAAGCCCCGCCUCCUUCAGUAAUGCAUUUAAAGUGUUGUUACGUCACAGUGAGGUAAUAAUAAGGCUCCGCCCCCUCCCAAACUAUCACAGGGUUCAUUGUGCAGCAGUGACGGCGGUAACCCUGGUAACUAACCCUGGUUCAGAUUCUGACAUCUGCAUCGCUGAAGGAGGCGGAGUCUGAAACAACAUGCUGCUCAGGUGUGUAAACAGGUGAUGAAUCUGUUAGCCUUAGCUUCAGACAGAUCUGUGAUUCUAAGAUAACAGUAUCCCACCUGCUGUCACAGUUUAUGCUAAACUACGCUAGGCUAGCCACUAAACCUAUUGGUGCAUUGACGAGAGAAUUUAAAUUCAUGUCGAACAACAGCCGAUCAUGUGACCGCGGCUAACAGCCGACCAUGUGACCGUGGCUAACAGGUGUUUGCUGAAGACACCUGCGCUCGUAUUUAACCUUAUUUAUUAUGUGUGUGGGUUUUCAUAUUUAGCAUUUCAUAUUGUAGCAUGUAGCAUACGUUACAGAAACUGACCUCAAGUUAUGUUUGCUAAGUAGUACACGCUAAUCACGUCCUUUUAAUCAACACAUUAUUUUGGUAUUUGACAGGGUCAUGUCCACAGACACCAGUAGGGGGCAGUACUGAGUGUACGGCGCUCAAAGAAACAAAAAAACUACAGCUUUCAGAGCAGCCAUCUUGAAUUAUAAACACAUAAGGUCAUAAGGUCAUAAGGAGUUUGGAUGAGUUUUAUGACAUUGAAUUACAACUUCAGGGGCCCGGGAGGGGCGGGGCCAGGGUCAAAUCAAAAUGUGUGAGUGAGAAUAUUUGAAAUAUAAAAAUAUCAAUGAAAAAUCACCUCAUUAUAUUUAAAAUGGCAGCUGCUCUGAGAAUAAACAACUCGCCGAGUCAUGAUUCAAACUCGCUGAGUCAUGCUUCACUUUGUGUUUUUGUGUGUUUUGUACAACUGAACUAAUUUUGCCAAAUUGGAUCACUUUGUUCCUUUGUUACGAUGUCAGUGUGAGAACUUUGCUGUUUUGUUACGUUGUUGAAGUGAAAGAAUAAAACGACUAUAAAACAA